GAGCCGGGGGUGCGGGUUGCUGCCCCCCAGUUCUGAUGCUACCGAGGUUGGGGGCUGUUCCCACCUCCUGCCCUGCUCCACGUUUGGAUGGAGGAAGGGGGGUGCUUUGGGGUCCGAAAGGAUGCAGGAGGCACCCGAGAGUGUCACGUAAAGCCCUCACAGAUACUUGGGGCUGCAAUACUUACAGGCCUCCCCUGCAGUUUUUGAGUGUGCUUCAUGAUACAUGCCAACCACCCAGUUGCACAGUGUAAUGUGCAAACUCCGUCAGUGUCAUCCACUGUGCACUCGUGUGCAUACCCCAGAGUGAAGUGGGUAAGUGUGUUGGGCUGUUGUGGUGUGUUCUGGUGAAAGUGAGUCUCUGCACUGCGCCUGCUGGAAGUAGCAAAAUCGCUCUUGCAGCAGCUGGAAAUCACCCGCAGAGUCGUGGCUGGUUUGGGUUUUCAGCUGCACUUGGUGCUUGGGAUAAGCAGGAUUCAGGAUAAAAUCUCAUUUGGCCAGCCCCCCCCCCCCCGCCCCCAUGCAGGUAUGGCCGAAGUGUAGAAGCUGAGUAGAAUUCCUUCCCGUUAAACAUUCUGGGGUUGCCUGCUUUUGGUGGGGGGCACAGAGGUGCUGCCUGUCCUACUGGAUGAGAAAUGCAGAAUCAGAGAAAGGAAAUAAGCAGCUGGCUGGGUCAAAAGAUUGCGCUCCUUUUUUACAAUGGCGCUCCGUCUGCAGUGUGAGACACAAAGAAGGUGUGUGCGCAGUUCUCUUUUUAAAGCUAGCUACGGACUUUGGCGUGGCUCUUAGCAACAGCAGGAUUUGCUCUUGAGGAACUGCUGCCUGAGAGGGCUGUUGCAAAGAGGCUGGGCUGGGCUUCUGCUCUUCAGCUGCAUCGUCGAGGCCUCCACCGACAUGUGCAGAACCCCCACGAGAUGCUUUGCACGGUUGGUCCUUCUGCUCUGAAGAGGUUCGCUUGGGGAAGCGGGCAGCCUUCCUUUUCCCUGGUUCCGCGCUGCCUGCCUGACCUUACCAGAUGAGUGUCUGUGCACAGCCACGGGUCUCCCAUGCCUGCACAGGCAGUUGUGGGCUGUCUUGGGCUCCUCUUCUCUUCUUCUUGGGCGCCCAAAGGAAGGCAGGUGGAGGGACAAGGACAGCAGUGUGUGAAACUUUCCAAUGGACGGCUUUUCUUCCUUUCCUAACAGACCAUUUGUGUAAAUCUUUGGCUUAGUUUUAUUUCUCAUUAAUAAGAUAAGAAGAACCUGCCUAUUGGAGCAGGCCGUAGUCCACAAGAUGCCCGGAGAAGCCCCUGAACAGGACUGGGAAACGUGCCUCUGUCCCCCUGUCCCCCCUUGUGUUCUCCAGCCGGCACACUGAGUUCCCUCGGUUGCUGGAGGUGGUCUUCAGCCAGGGUGGUGGAGCCGUUUCAUCCACCUUGAAGCUGGCAAAGUUGGCCCUGCAUAAAUUGCUUGUUUCUGAAGGGCCCACCAUUUGGCUUCCUUGGGCGACCCUUUUGGGAUCUAGAAUUAUGAGAUAAGAAGAAAGAUGGAGGUCAGGUCUAUAGAAUUCUAGGUUUGGAGGGGCCAUUGAGUCCCAACCGUGCUAAGAACCAGAAGCCCAAUUAAAUCAAGACUGACGAAUGGCUGCCUACCCCCCACUUGAAAAGCCCACCAUUUCUCUGGGAAUUGGUCCCACCACCAAAGUGUUUUACUGUUGAGAGGAUUUUUUCCCCCAAACUCAAGUGGAAUCUUCCUUCCUGUAACUUAAUUUCACGACUCGUGUCUUGCACUCUGAAAUGAGAGAGAACAGAAUUUCAUUCUGUUACUUUUAGCUAUUUCCUUAUCAAGAUAGUUUUGAAUAUUAUUCUUUUCAGGGAUAUUAGUUAUUCCACCCAACUUUAUGUCAGCUGUACAUAAAGAUACACAUUUCCUCCCCCUUUUCAUCCAAGUCAUUAAUGCAAAUAUUGAAGAAGUAGGACUGAUCCUUGUAGCGUCCAGCUUCAUACCUCUCUCCUAUUUGAUGAGCCCUCUGAAUAUAGUUUUUGGGCCAUGCAUACAUAAAUUCUUUUAUUUGUCAAACCAUCUAGCCCAUGCUUAAGUAGCUUGCUAAUCAACUUGACAAAUGCUUAGCUGAAAGCAAGAUAUAUUAUUCUAUAGCAUACCCACACUAUUAAAAACGUCGUUUGAUUUAAAAAAUGAGAAAGUUUGUUGAGAUUUGUUCUUCCAUACCAGCUUCUGGCGAUUAUCACAUUGCUUUCAAAGUGCUUAUGGCUGGAUCUCUUUAUGAUUUGUUCUAGAAUCUUCACACAUAUCAAAGUCAGACUUGUCUGUAAUUUGCUGCAUCUCCUUUUUCCCUAUUUUUGAAAAUGGGACGGCAGCUGCUCUCCUCCACUUGUCUGACAUCUCAUCAGUUCUCCAGGAUCUCUCAGAGAUAAUUCAUAAGGACUCAGCCAGAUCAUCAGAUAGUUCCUUCAGUCUCCUGGGAUGCAUUUCAUCUGGUUCUGGAGAUGGAAGCUAAUUCACAGUAAAGAGGUCUCUGUUGAGAUUGACACAAGCAAGCCAGACCUCACAUCUGCCCUGAAGGAGAUUCGCACCCAGUACGAAGUUCUCUCGGCCAGAAACCAGCAGUCCGCAGAGGAGUGGUACAAAUCCAAAUUUGCCAAUUUCACCGAGGAGGCGGCCCGCAGCAGCGACAGCAUCCGGCAGGCGAAAGAGGAGAUCUCCGAGUAUCGCCGCCAGCUGCAAGCCCAGAACAUCGAGAUCGAGUCCCUGCGCAGCGCCAGCGAGUCUCUCGAGCGGCAGCUGCAGGAGGCGGAGGAGAGGAGCGGCCAGGAGAUCGGGCAGCUGCGGGAGACCGUUGACCAGCUGGAAACUGCCUUGCGGACGACCAAGGGGGAGAUGGCACGCCACCUCCAGGAGUACCAAGACCUGCUGAAUGUGAAGAUGGCUCUGGAUAUUGAGAUAGCGGCUUACAGGAAACUCCUGGAAGGAGAAGAGACCCGCCUGAGUACCGGCAGCAGCAGCAGCAGCAUGUUCAGCCUCAGCUGCCCCUUCUCCUCCAGCCCCCUCUCAGCCUUCAGGGGCUUCUCGACGGGCACAGCGGCUGUUCGGAAGGGGCACUCUGGCACCUGCCAGGACCCUGAAGACUCCAGGGAGCUGAAAGCAACCAGCGAGGGGGAUUCUGAGGACGAGGGAUCAGCUCUGGCCCGAGCCUAAGUUGCGCAGGAGUUGCCGCCGAUUUUAUUGCAGGGGGUGGGUUGGCCCUUUCGGGUAAGGGGGCUCUUGGCAGGCCACUCAGUUUUGCAGAUCCCUGAUGUUUGGCUGCCAGGCAGUUCAUGAAGGGAAGAGACUUUGAGGCUCCCCAUCACGGGGGUCCACACAGUGUGGUCAAAAGGUCAAGAGGACGGCCCUAUUAAAGCUCUGCCUUUUUUAUGUGCAACACGUAUGAAUGGGAAGCUUUGAUCGCGCCAUCUUGGCCGCCCUCUAGACUUUUUGAGGACGCCCCUGUCCCAUUGAAAGGCUCUUGAGCAAAUCAGAGGGGCUCUUAACUCACUUUUUGUUCCGUUUCAAGUUGCCAAGGAGCAGAAGCAGGUAACAGCAGACAAGUUGCAAACGAAGACUGAGCAAGUAAAGCACCGUCUGUAAUCUGAGAAGCAAAAGCGUAGUCCAGUUACAGUUCCAAAAGCCACGACGCCAAAUCGGGUGGUCACCCAGUCCAGAAGUCAGGAAUUCAAUAAAGGAUAAAUAAGGAUACACACAAGACCCAAGCUCGGUUUUCAAACUCUGGUUUUCCAGCCAAGACCGAAGGCAGAGCGAGCGACGUCGGUCUCUCCGCCAGCAGCUGGCUGCCGUGAUUCAGGCCUCCCCCUUUGUCCGGCAAGGGUUGACGCCACUCUGCACCCCUCUGGAUCUGGGGCUUGGGGGUCGCGCCUCGUCAUCCGACGGCUCCAGCUGAUCGGGAGAGGCCUGUGGCCGAUCAGCCUCAGAUGCAUCCUGGCUUAAUGGUUCCUGAGGCUGACAUUCCACAGGCUCAGCUGGAGCAACGCGGUCAGAAUCAGAGUCGGACCCUGAAUUGUGGCUCAGGACGCUUUUGUCCGGAGAAAGAUACCUGGAUUGUGUAGGGCAGCCUGGGAGCCUGAAAUGUUUGGCCAUUGUCAACAUUGGUUCUCUGCUCCUGCUUCUGCUUCUCCCCUGAGCCCUUCUCCAUUCAAUUUUUCUCCUUAGACUCAAUCCCCGUCCUCAAAAAUUGUAAAGCGGUCAAGAUUUCAGAGGCAUUCCUUUUAACUUUUCCUUGGGUCUUUACCUAAUGGUGUGCCAGCCCAGCAAGGUAGACCAGACUAAGAGACCAAGGCCAUGUAGGUCAGCACUGCUUUCAUUGUAAAGCUGUAGUAACAGGAUCUCGCAAACCUGGAUGGGUUUCCCCCUCCCUCCCUUUACCUUCAUGUGAACUAGGGAGGGGCUUGUCUGAGGCGUUUUCCACGUUACUUUCUUGGCCAGGCUCAAGCCCCCCUUAUCUGGCCACUGUCUUGGUAGCUGCUCUUCCUCUGUCCUCCGAGGCCCCUUCUCUGCUUUCAACGUCUUGUUUGUUCUUUCAGAUUUGUGCCCCUUGGCCUUAAGGGCUGACAGACGCAACAGUUGCAGCUGAGCGAUUCUGCAGGUUUUUGUUUUUAAGGGAAAAAACACCCAUAGGAGUGGGGUUUUUUUAGCAGGGCAUAAGGACAGGGUGGGAAGUAGCAGCACUUUUAUUCUUCCCUUGCCUUUUGCCCACUCAAACAGCAAGGAAAGCGGGGGGUCAAAAUCUGCAAGAUGGUAGACUUGGCAUCGCUAUCUAAGGCCCACUACUUUUGUACUUGCAGUGGAUCAAGCGGUUAUCGUAAUAAUUUAUUAAAUUUAUAUGCUGCCCAGCUCCUAGCGACUCUGGGCAG
Molecule: messenger RNA, 4900 nt
Organism: Python bivittatus (Burmese python)
Lineage: Eukaryota; Metazoa; Chordata; Lepidosauria; Squamata; Pythonidae
Source: RefSeq, a predicted model, not a curated record